UUAGUAUGAUCCAUGUUCGUACCAUUGAAUAACAGUUGCUUAUUGUUUGUUUUCCAGGAAAUGAUAACGUCUAGAAUAAUGCACCCGUUUGUUCUUCCGUUAUUAGCUGUUGUUGAUCGACUUCAAGAAAACUUGGAAUUUUGGUUUGUUUCUCCACUCUGCAAAAAUGGUGAUCUUAAUGCUGCUAUUAAGAAGGGCAAUGUAAUAACUAAAGAGAUAACAUUUGUGAAGAUUCUCCUCCAUAUUGCGUUGGCCAUCCAGUAUAUCCACACUGCAGUGCCAAAAGUCAGGGAUGUCAUCCUUCAUAAGGACAUUUCAUCUAAAAAUGUUGUGUUGGAUGAUGCUUUUAAUGCUCGCCUAAUUGACUUUGGAUUGGCAAGAGAAAAAGACGAUGUAACAACAAAUGCAAAUGGAAAUGUAUAUUAUUCACAUCCCAAGUUUGGAGAAGAAGAUGCUACGGAAAGCUGGGAUUAUUACAGUUUAGGAGUCAUUAUCAGGGAAAUGUUGACCGGUCUUAGGCCUCAAGGAAUUGGAAGCACGUUUCUGAAGAAAAUCAAAGCUGAUCAAUUCAAGAAGAUUCUUGAGGAUUUAAAAGACAAAAAAGAAUGUGUUUGGUCAACAAGUGGUAGAGACAUACAACUAAAUAGUAUUGCUGAAAAGUGUCUGCAACAAAGUGACUGGAAAGUUAAAGAAUUCGACGAAAAUGUUGUUCAGGAAAUAAAACGAGUGAAACAUCGAUGACAAAGAAGCAUGCAGCAAACUGUAGACAGAAAAUUGAAGUGUGCAUAGCUUGCGAAAAGAACUCUUUUCUUAACCCAAUCAAAUGUUACUGCGGUACAGAAUUGCAACCAGA
This is a messenger RNA of Mercenaria mercenaria, 853 nucleotides long. RefSeq lists its product as uncharacterized. Bases 13 to 741 code for a protein of 242 amino acids. NCBI's taxonomy places the organism in Eukaryota, Metazoa, Mollusca, Bivalvia, Venerida, Veneridae. The transcript has 6 exons. Gene Ontology annotation, cellular component: plasma membrane. Gene Ontology annotation, biological process: protein phosphorylation. The record is from RefSeq and is a predicted model, not a curated record. Gene Ontology annotation, molecular function: ATP binding; protein kinase activity.